CGUCCCUCCCGCCGCGGCUGCCAGCGCCGCCGGCACCAUGGGCUGCUGCUGCCGCUUCCUCCUCGCCCUCCUCCUCCUCCCGGCAGGACUGGGUGAUGACGCCACAGCAUUGCCCCUCAGGCCUGCCAGCCCCCCCUUCCCCUUGGAGGGGAUCUCAUCAGGGCCAGGCUCCAGGGAUGCAGCUGUCCCCACAGCAACUCCUGGCCAGCCCUUGCUGGCCACAUCCACGGGACCUGCUGGAGAUGGGACACCCUCCAGGCUGGUGGAGGGGGAUGGCCAUAAUGCCACCCCUGCGGCAGCACUGUCCCCUGCUCCUGCCUCUGUCACCGUGAGCUCCAGCACCGCAACCACUAUCACCAUGACAGACAGCCCAUCUGUAGUCUCCAACCCCAGCUUGGCGCCACCAACUUUAGAGGCAGCCCCAAGUCUUUGGACAGCAAAUACUGCCAGCUUGGCAAGAGGCAUGAUGGAUUUGGAGGCAGCUCCCAGCCCCACGGCUAUACCUGCACCCUCCUCCUCCUCUUCCUCCCUUCGCACUAGCGACCUGUACUCAUCCCCUGGGACGGUCUUGCCCCCGACGCCUGUCCUCAUGAGUCCCAGCACCACCCAGCCACCAGCGCUGACCAAGGACCUCCCUUCCCUGGGGACGCUGGCCAUGGCAUCAAGCCUGGCUGUGGAGCCAACAUCCCCCUCAGUGCCUGUGACGAGCCCCACUGCGGCCGAGGCUACGGCCGUCGGCAAAACCACCCUCUCCACCGGCGUCACCAUGGAAGAGGUCCCACGUGCCUUGAGCGCAGGGAGCAUUGUGGCCAUAACCAUGACAGUCCUUGUAGUGGUGGUGCUGGUUUUUGGGGUGGCCGCGUACCUCAAGAUCAGGCACUCCUCCUACGGCAGGCUUUUGGAUGACCAUGACUACGGCUCCUGGGGCAACUACAACAACCCUCUCUAUGAUGACUCCUAGCAGGGACGACGGGGGGGUGGGGGGGAUGGGGAAAAAACCUUUAAUUUAUAAGUGCUUCUGCAGCAGAGCAUCCGCUGUCAAGGAGAUGCCCGGGCUCUGAGCCACCCCUGCGAACAGGAUUAUGGCGGGUCCAAUGGAUGACAGGGAAUGGGAGGGCAGGCGUGCAGUGCCCACAAUAAACCUGAGUUUUGGCCUUUGUGUAGGA
Molecule: messenger RNA, 1166 nt
Organism: Phalacrocorax carbo (great cormorant)
Lineage: Eukaryota; Metazoa; Chordata; Aves; Suliformes; Phalacrocoracidae
Source: RefSeq, a predicted model, not a curated record